AUGUACAACCUUCCAAGACAAAUACGAGAAGCAUGGUCUCUCGAUUUUGUGGGCCAGGGCCUGUCGUUGCCCGGGGAGGACCCGACCUUUUUGAGCUCAAGGGAUGGGAAUAAGAACGGGUUUAACAGGCAGAGUGGUGGUGUUUGGGGUUUUGGAGAUGAAAGCAAGGAUUGGGCUAAGGGUUUGGUUUUCUCGAUCGACCUGUGGAGGGACCAAGUGCGGUGCUUUGUACAAGAGGUGAUUAAAGAGCCCGUUUAUAUAGUGGGAAAUUCGCUCGGGGGAUAUGUGGCGCUCUAUUUUGCUGCAUGCAACCCUGAAUUAGUGAAAGGUGUAACCUUGCUGAAUGCAACCCCGUUUUGGGGUUUUCUCCCAAAUCCCGUACGUUCUCCAAGAUUAUCGAGGCUUUUUCUGUGGACUGGGACUUUCCCGCUACCUUCUGGUGUCAAGAAAUUAACGGAAGUUUUAUGGCAGAAAAUAAGUGAUCCAAGAAGUAUAGCCGAGAUACUGAAGCAAGUAUAUGCCGAUCACUCGACAAGAGUCGAUGAGGUGUUUUCUCGUAUUAUCGAGACAACAAGACACCCAGCAGCAGCUGCAUCAUUUGCUUCCAUCAUAUUUGCUCCUCAGGGACAGUUAUCUUUUGACGAAACCUUAACUAGGUGUAAAACGAACAAAACACCCGUUUGUCUCAUGUAUGGGAAAGAGGAUCCUUGGGUACGGCCAGUAUGGGGUUUUCAGGUCAAACGUAAAGUUCCGGAAGCUCCAUAUUAUGAGAUAAGUCCGGCUGGUCAUUGCCCUCAUGACGAAGUUCCUGAGAUGCAUUGGUACCGGAGAACGAGGGAUCGCCGGAGAAUUCGAGUGAUUCCAGUUGGGAGAACGCGAGUGCUUCAGAUAACGUUUCGGUGUGUGGCUGCAAUGAGGGACUUCUUCGGCGUCAUCUCUAGCGCGAGUCUCGAGGUGGUUGUUGUAGCCAAGCAGGAAGGGGAACACGAUGGGACGGGCCGGGAGUCAAGCCUCUGCAAUUCUCUGAAGUACUACGUGGCGGUUUUCGACUCGGUGGAUGUCGGCCUGCUCUCUGGGAGCGCGGCCCGGUUGAGGGUGGAUGGAGGUGAUGUCGGGGGCCGAGUUUCGGAGUCUGGAGGUCGGAUCCUUCACAUGGCCAUUGUUGAUAUUAGGUCGACAGAGGUACCUGGACCAGCGAUGAUGAUUGUGGGGCAGAGGAAAGAUUCACAAAACUAUGUCAAUAUGAAAAGGAAAGCCUCUGCCGAAGUUGCUAUCAACUCCAUUGAUUUUCAAGGAAAUCGGCAGGGCUGCUGUUCCCGCUCUAAACGGUUUCGGUCCCUUCGUAUCCAAGAGCUGCUUGAUUUCAAGUGUGAAUACCCAAAAGCAGAGAAAGCACGAUACAUAAUUUACAGCUUCUAG
Molecule: messenger RNA, 1419 nt
Organism: Striga hermonthica
Lineage: Eukaryota; Viridiplantae; Streptophyta; Magnoliopsida; Lamiales; Orobanchaceae
Source: the annotation of a GenBank genome assembly